AUAGAAGGGCAGUUUAGUGUUAGUCAUUGUUUAAACAAUCGUUUAUAUUCCAGAAGUAUAGCAUAACAAUGUUAAAGAAUCGCGAUACAUCGUCGAACCCGUACCGUGUUCCCCCCCAACCAACAUCAACAUGGGUGAAAGUUGCCAUCGGUAUUUUAUUUGUAGCCGUGUUGGCGCUGAUGGCCACUGUAGUUUAUCUAACUGUUAUAAUGCAGAGCAUGUGCGCCACCACGUGUCCUGUGAACAAUGAACCCAGCAGCCGCAAGGUGGCGGUGGUGGACAAAGCCGUGAUCAUGGCGGACCAGGGGUCAGGAGGUCAAAGUGGAAACAAGAAUAUUCGACAGUUGGUGAACAGGAUCGAUCGCAUCGGAGAAGCUGUAUCGCGGAUACAAAAUGACGUCACAGAGCUGGAUUCUUAUUGCAGAACCUUGAGAUUACGUGAUGGCGCCCCCACGCGAAGCUCUUCACCACUUUCACCGAAAGAUGUCGCUGUGUUGCAGAAAAUCCCCAAACUCGAAACUUUUACUAGAGGUCUUGACGCGAAGUUAACCCGUUAUAUGACGCAACAACAACAUAUUUGUGACGAACACCAUUAUAGAUACGGGUUGUAUUGUUACGUCGUAGUGGAGGCGAGUCUCAGCCAAUCAGAGGCAAGGAAUGGUUGCGUCACAAACUUCGGUAAUGACGCAACAUUAGCCAUUGUAAAAGAUCAAUUAACGCAAAAUUUCAUUUCCACAAAACUUCCAAACCUUGUUCAUUCUUAUUGGAUCGGCCUCGACCGAGUCCCAGCCGGACAAUCUAUGACGUCACCAGCCCCAUCCUCGGUUCGGAACGGUGUAUUCGAAUACUCGGAUGGCACCCGAGUCCAACGUCACGUGUGGCAGAUGUGGUUACCUAGGUCUGACGUAGAUGGGAAUUCCCCGACUGGUAAUUGCGCUUCGAUGACGUAUGACCACGUGACGUCAGAAUGGCGAUGGCGUGAACAAGAUUGUUCUGCCAGGUUGAAUUAUAUUUGUCAAUAUUUUAUUAUGUCAUAAUGGACACAACCGCUCGAUGGCGCAUGGUGAAUAAUGCUGGACAUUAUACGUCACUUCCUGAACAAUGACGUCAUAUACUUGUAAUAUGAUAUCUAUGUUUAUUUUAUUUCUUUUGUAAAUAUUUAUUUCAGAUGUUGUCACAAUAAAACAAAGUAUGACGUAUUUAUAUUUCGUUGUGACGUACAAUAGAAGGUUUAUUGUGA
Messenger RNA from Ciona intestinalis (vase tunicate), 1240 nucleotides. RefSeq lists its product as uncharacterized. The record is from RefSeq and is a predicted model, not a curated record. NCBI's taxonomy places the organism in Eukaryota, Metazoa, Chordata, Ascidiacea, Phlebobranchia, Cionidae.